CUUAUUUAAAGAAAGUUGACUUGAUUCAUAUUUGUCUUUUUUUUUUUUCUAAUUCUUAUUCUAAUUCUUUUUUUUCCUCUUUUUCCUAUUUAUUUUCUUUCCUUUUUAUUAUGAAGACAAAAAGCCUACAUAAUUUUACUUUACCGAAAAAUAUUGUAUCAAACAAUGCAGAUAAUGAUUCUUUUUCAAGAGAUCUUUUACGUCAAUUCGAUAAACGUAGAUCAAGGUUACACUUUGAAUUAGGGUUCAUAUCUCAAGAACCAUCACCGGAAUCUUCUUUAAUUCAAACACCACAAAGCAGUAACGACUAUAGUGAUCAAGAACCAGUUCAGUUAGACCAAAUAGAAGAACAACAACAACAAGAACAAGAACAAUAUAAUUAUAAAACAUCCAACACAAGUAAACAAUCAUCUACAGCAAGUGCUUUUUUGCGUAGAUCAUCCGCCUAUUUAAAAUCAAAACUUGAUUCAAUAAGAAAAAAUAACAAACCGAAUCAUAAUGAUGUCCAACGACCUAAGCCAACAAGAUUACUAAUGAAAACAACAAUAUCUAUUCCAUCAACUGUGACAAAACCCAAAACUAAUCCUUCCGUUAUACCACCAUCACUAACAACAACAACAAUCACUCAAUAUCCUCCAAAGCCACUUGUUUAUUCGCCUAUUGAACCUAUUAUAACCCCUUCUGAGGACAAAGAAUCAACAAAACCUCUGCUCCAUCGUAUUUCUAUGCCCCUUAUUCGUGUCUACCAUGACUCUUCUACUUCAAUUAUACGUCAUAAAUCUAUUGCUUCCUUUGUUAAUCGUAGAAGAAAAUCUGAACCUGAUCAAAGAACGAAAAAAAAGUUUAAAAAAGUUGGAAAGUAGUUUAUAUAUGAUACAUUUAUGCUUUACUAUAUGCUCCAUUAUUAC
Molecule: messenger RNA, 908 nt
Organism: Cokeromyces recurvatus
Lineage: Eukaryota; Fungi; Mucoromycota; Mucoromycetes; Mucorales; Mucoraceae
Exons: 2
Coding region: 111-863 (250 amino acids)
Source: RefSeq, a predicted model, not a curated record